Molecule: messenger RNA, 1794 nt
Organism: Pichia membranifaciens NRRL Y-2026
Lineage: Eukaryota; Fungi; Ascomycota; Pichiomycetes; Pichiales; Pichiaceae
Exons: 1
Coding region: 1-1794 (597 amino acids)
Biological process (GO): lactate catabolic process
Cellular component (GO): mitochondrion
Molecular function (GO): D-lactate dehydrogenase (NAD+) activity; D-lactate dehydrogenase (cytochrome) activity; FAD binding
Source: RefSeq, a predicted model, not a curated record
AUGGCUCGCUCGAAAUUGCUGUCUCUGUGGCAGCUGUCCAGGAACGCUGGUGUACUCGGUGCAGGCACUCGCAGGUUCGCAACGUCCAUUCCACGCGGAAACCUGGCCAAGCCCGGACAACUCAAAAAGGAACCGGAACCAGAACCGGCCACCAGUAACGGCAAAGGUGGAGAGAAGAAGGAAAACGGGGACAAGGAAAAGGACGGCUUCGGCCAGUCCAUCCUUGCCAACACGGCCAUAUUGGUCCUCGGAGCACUAGUCGGGACCUCUUGGGCAUCGUUCAACCUCUGCAAGGAACCGCCGGAGUUUUUAUUCCCCCAUACGUCGACACUCCCACUAGCUUCGACCCUCUCCCCGCUCUAUGGAGAUUCGAAACUCGUCAUUGAAGAAGUAAAAGGUUUUCUUAACGAAGACCAGGUCUCCGAAUCCAAGGACGAAAUUGACAACCACUCAGACAGCUUUUUCUCCACAGAUCACCCAACUCCGGAAGAACAUCCAGAUGCGGUGAUAUAUCCAGAAACAACUGAACAAGUCUCCCAGAUUAUGCAGGCAGCACACAAACACCAUGUCCCGAUUGUUCCCUUCACAGGUGGCACCUCUCUUGAAGGCCACUACAUCAGCACUCGUCGUGGUAUCUGCCUCGACAUGUCCAGAAUGAACAAGAUCGUCGCCCUCCACAAGGAGGAUUUGGACAUCAUCGUGCAACCAGGGGUCGGUUGGGAAGACUUGAGAGACUACUUGCAACCUUUAGGUCUCAUAUUCGGACCGGACCCAGGACCAGGUGCUGCAAUCGGUGGUAUGUGCGGUACUUCUUGCAGUGGCACAAACGCUGCAAGAUAUGGUACCAUGAGAGAAAAUGUGGUUUCCCUGACAGUCGUCCUUGCUGAUGGUACCAUUGUGAAAACUCGCAGAAGACCAAGAAAAACUGCUGCAGGUUACAACCUAACAAAUUUGUUUGUCGGCAGUGAAGGAACUUUGGGCAUUGUAACCGAGGCAACUCUUAAGUUGAAUGUUUUGCCUAAGUUUGAAAAUGUUGCCGUUGUCAGCUUCCCUUCAAUGUCCGAUGCAGCAGAUGCUGUCGCCAAAGUCGUACAGUCCGGGGUCCAGUUCAAUGCUAUGGAGUUAUUAGAUGCCCAAAUGAUGAAAUUUGUCAAUGUUAGCGGUAACGUUACCAAGAAGUACGAUGAAAAGCCAACCCUGAUGUUCAAGCUAGGUGGUAAUUCCGAUAAGGUAGUUAAUUCCAUCACGAAUGAUAUAAAAGACAUUUGCAAUGAGUGCAAUUGUGGUAAGAAAAACUUCAGAUUUGCAUCUUCUGAUGAGGAGAAGGAAGAACUUUGGACUGCUCGUAAAGUCGCAUUAUGGUCGACAAUUGAUGCAGGUCGUGAAGUUUACGGUGAGGAUGCACAAGUCUGGACAACAGACGUUGCAGUUCCAAUCUCUAAGUUGGUUCAAAGUUUGGUCGAUACAAGGAAAAUCUUAGACGAUGAAAAAAUGAUGUCAAGCAUUGUCUCCCAUGCCGGAGAUGGUAAUUACCACACUUUCAUCGUAUAUCCUAAAAAAGAUCAUGACAGAGUCAGGCAGGUUGUGCAGCACAUGGUUACCCGUGCACUCGAACUCGAUGGUACAGUCACUGGUGAGCAUGGUGUCGGUAUAGGUAAGAGAGAAUAUCUCAGGGAGGAAUUGGGAGAUGUCGGUGUCAACGUGAUGAGAAAACUUAAGUUUGCCCUUGAUCCUCUAUUGAUCCUCAAUCCUGAUAAAGUCAUUCAAAUCGACCCUGAGGAGAAGAGAGAAUAG